Molecule: messenger RNA, 3382 nt
Organism: Salvia miltiorrhiza (redroot sage)
Lineage: Eukaryota; Viridiplantae; Streptophyta; Magnoliopsida; Lamiales; Lamiaceae
Product: protein EMBRYONIC FLOWER 1-like
Exons: 9
Coding region: 363-3155 (930 amino acids)
Biological process (GO): shoot system development; negative regulation of DNA-templated transcription; negative regulation of flower development
Source: RefSeq, a predicted model, not a curated record
AACUCUCCGCAUUAAAGAAAAAGGAAAUAUAACUCAGCUCCUCCCCCUCUCUCUCUCCCUUCAUUUCUCAUGUUUCUCUCUCUAAAACAUUUCUCCUCUCUUUCGCUAUCGGAUUUCAGACCUAAAACGCUAGGGCACUCGGUGGUUUCCGACGCGAAUUCGUCGGCGCAGCCGUGGAAUUAAAUCACUCGGAGGAGAUUGCUUUUGUGAGGGGAGCUAAUUGUGGGGGGAUUUAUAUCUGGUCGAUCAGCGGGGUUUUUUGAUCUGAUUUCGCGAUCCGAGAAAAAAGGUUUUAGCUGACUUUGAGCUGAUUUUUUUACCUGAUAUAUCGUGUAGAUUUAUCUGAGGCUUAUGUUAUUGAAAUGGAUAUUGUUGUAAUGGAAGAAACUGCUGGGAACAGUGAUUUUUCGGAUCCCACGUCGAAGUUGGGAUCAUUUGUUCAGAUUAACUCAAUAGCUAUCGACAUUAGUAGUUCAAUGGAAGCAAUCGAGCCACUAGAACAUGAGCAUUUUUCUAUACGUGGUUUUGUUGCUGGGAUGAGAAAAAAGGAUUGGAAGACAUGUUUUCCAUUUGCACCUCAAGGCAACGAUGUUGAUCCGGUGAAUUAUCUGCCUCCUCUAUUUGUUCCUGAAUUUCGAUGGUGGCAGUGCUCGAGCUGCAUUCCAAAAGAUGAAAUGAAGAGAACUACAAAAGGAAUGGCAAUAACAACCAAAUGUAAGGCCAAUACAAGUUCUUGUGAGAAUGUUGGAGCUAAAGAUGGCUUGUCCAUACACAGGAGAGACAACACAGAAGGGGAAGACAAUGAUCAAAGUAAAAUUAACAAGACACCUAAUUUAUGCUGCAGUGAAAGACAUAAAGAUAUCACAUGUAGCAAAGGCAAAACAGAUAUCAGGGAUAUAGAAGCUGGAAAUUCAUGUGACAUGCCUGAAGUAGAUCCACUGCAGGUUAUCGAGGGGCUUAAUAAUACUCCAGAUGCUACAGAUAUGGUAUGUCUUGCUGACCAUCCUUCAUGCGUAGUUGUAGAGCCAGAUAACGUAUCAUCUGGAAGCGAUGGUCCUCUUAGUGUACUGCCACAUAAGAGAAAGCCGAAGCUACGUUCUUUGGCUGAUAUAUUGGUGGAAGAAAGGAACCAAACUAGCAGUAUUCCUAGGACAAGAUCUGCCUUAUCAUGUGGAGUGUAUGUUGCAUCUACUGAGAUGGAAGCAGUUUUAGUUCCUCAGCUUCAGGUAGACGUCUCUGCUGGUGUUGCAGAAGCUGCUCGAAGUCCUGAGAGGAAAAGAAAGAUCGCUAUUGGAGAAGACAGAGAGCCUCUAGUGGCAACCUUUCCAAGGGCUGUGGCUAAGAGAACUAAGGGCAUUGUGCUUGAUGCUGAGAAAAAGUCUAGGAGAGUUGAAAUUUCUGAUGCUGUAACUAAAGGGGGUGCUUCUAUGAGAUUGGAUUUGCAAAGGACUGAACGGAUCAAGCCCAAAAAGCUUAAAGCUAUUGACACGAACAAAAAUAUGAGACACAUCGGUAGAGACAAUGAAAUAGUCCAAAUGGGCAAGUAUCUCCAGCCAAACGCCGUAUCCUCUGCAAAUUUACAGGAGCAAGUGGUUCCUGUGGAGACAAAUCUGGGUAAAUUGGGAGGUGCUCCUUCCAUUUUGGUAGAAAUGGGACAGCACUUUAGGAGGUCGCUAUCGGGACAACAAACACAGAAAAUUUCUGAUCUUUCCAUGGCUAAGAUGCCGGAAGUUGGAGCUGAUGAUGACCCUUUAUUGCCUCCCAGAAAAAGCAUCUUAGGAGAUUGCAAUAUCCGAGGAACCAUGGCGUUGGACCUUUCACUCAGUAGUUUUAAGGAUGCUGAAGGUAAUCACAAUGACCAAGCAUCUUUCAGGGAGCAUAGGUGCAUUCCCGAUCUCAAUGUGGAAUCUCCGGAGAAGGCAGCUAUGGAAGGACAGCAGCAAUCCACCAUUCAUUCCGAGGAGAGGAGUUUCCCUCUGCGAAAGUCUUCGGAUAACUCUGCCUCCUGCAGUUACGAAACUGUGAGGGAAGGCAAACGAAUAUCUGAGCCGAGAAACAAGGAUAACAUUGCAGAACUUGGAUCAUCAGAUGACAUACCAAUAGAAAUAGUUGAGUUGUUGGCCAAAAACCAGCAUGAAAGAGAACUUGGAAUUUCGAGGAGACAUCUGCUGGGAAUCAAUGAUACAGCGAAAGGAUAUUCUUCUGUAGGCGUUGUGGAUGGUACGACUAGUUUUCCUUUUCCCAGGAGAAUAAAUGGUUUAAAAGUGGCAAAUGGAAACAUGGGAAUCCAACCAAAUCUGAACAAACCAGAGAAAAGUCACUUUAGACUCUCUAGUUCGUCUACUCCAAUCCAACUGAGGAAACCAGAGUAUUCCACGCCAGCUUCUAUAAUGGCAGGACCAAAUUCUAUUACAUGGGAAGAAAUGCUAUAUUCCCGUGCCACAGAGAAUGCACCUUUUCGUCUCAGCAUUCCCCAGAAGCACCCCAUUCAACCGAGUCCAUAUUCAUUCUUAGACGAGUGUCACAAAGAGAGGGCUGUCGAUGGCAAGGGAAAGAAAGCUGUAGCUGAUGCGGCUGAGCUCAAGAAGGGGAGAAUUAUAGGAUCAUCGGAUCCUUACCAAAACGAUACAAUCCCUGCAAUGCAGCUGUUAUCGUUGAUGGAUCAGAGAGUUAAAUCGGGCUCUUCAUACAAAGUAGGUUCCCUUGAUAAACCCUUGUCUUCCUGCAAGCACCACCCGCGUCUAAAUGGAAAGGAGAACCACAACUUCCUCCGUGGAUCAUCGUUCCUUCCUCAAAAUGGCAGCUCUUUGUUAAGAUAUGGUGUUUAUUCUUCGGGCGAAAGUUCUUUCAGAGCUUCUGCACCUAAUUUAAGAGUACCUCAAGAGGUAAGGAACUGGAAAACCACCCUUUUGGACGGAUCCAACGAGCUUGAUCAGAGACGAGCAGCAAGAAGUAAUGCAGCAUUAGGUGAGUGCACUCUCAACAGGAAUCCAGCAGACUUCAGCAUUCCUCAAGUAGGAAACGAGUUCACCAUAAGCGCGAAAGAUUUGAGGCCUCGGAAGAAGACGGAUGGUUUGAAAGAAAAAUCGCGGUUAGGGAAUGUCGAUGGCAGGAAGAGACCAAGAAUGAGAAAGAAUGCCUCGCAGAAAGAAUGACUUAGGAUUCUGAUUAUUCAGUUGUUUUGUAGUCACUACUUAACAUUAUAUAUAUGUUGUGUGUACACCUCUUGUUUUAAAUUCUUUGUAUCUGUUUUUUUGUGUCUUGCAGUUUGAUACUACUCUCAGUAUCUGUUUCUUUUUUUUUUUAGUGUUAGUUUUAUAUACAAAACUCACCUUCCUACUGUGAAUUGGACAUGGAUGAAAUAAAAUUCAAUUUUUAUAUA